Rhagoletis zephyria (snowberry fruit fly) is the source of this 1300-nucleotide messenger RNA. Its product is annotated as putative nuclease HARBI1. NCBI's taxonomy places the organism in Eukaryota, Metazoa, Arthropoda, Insecta, Diptera, Tephritidae. The record is from RefSeq and is a predicted model, not a curated record.
UUUGCUUUUUUGACAUGUACAUUUCGAAGUAAUUGGCAACUUUGCUCCAAUGUGUUUGACAAUUCAUGUAAACAAAUAAAAAAAUCGUUACAACCGGGAAACAUUUAUGGCCCUUUUAUGUAUGGCGACUGGUGUCUAGUUGCCGGUCUAGUAGCCGUGGCUACCAGUAUCGUACUUUGUAUUACGUAUAGCGAUUAAUCUCAGUAUACAGAAAAACGCAGAAAACAUCCCUGAGUUUGCUUUUUUGACAUGUACAUUUGAAGUAAUUGGCAACUUUGCUCCAAUGUGUUUGACAAUUUAUGUAAACAAAUAAAAAAAUCGUCACAACCGGGAAACAUUUAUAUUUAUAAAAAUAAAGAAAGCAGAAAGAUCAGCAGCUAUGAGUUUUUUUUUCGCAAUUCGGGAAGAGUGUGCAAACGUUGCUCUAAUACGGCGUCACAUAAGGGAUCGCUCCAAUCCUUUGGAUCUACCAGUUGUUAAGUUCGUAAGCAAUUUUCGGAUAUCAAAGGAAGCAUUUGUAUAUUUGUUGGAGGAACUAUCCCCUCAUUUCAAAAGCAGCUUUCGAUCAACUGCGGUACCUCCAAUUCUUAAACUCUGCGCAGUGCUCCGUUUCUUUGCGGAAGGGAGUUAUCAAAAAUGCCAAGGGAAUGAUUUCAAUAUUGGCAUCUCCCAACCCACUAUGUCAGUAAUACUAACUGAAGUUACUUCUUUAAUCGAGCAGAAGAUUUGUCCCAAGCACAUCAAAUUUGACACUUGCGAAGAAGAGCAGAAUAAAAGCAAAACAAAUUUUUACAAUAAGAGUGGAUUUCCAGGUGUGUUGGGUUGUGUGGAUGGCACUCAUGUGCACAUUUUAUCACCUGAAAAGGAACUGCAACACCUGUACAUAAACAGAAAAGGAUUUUUCAGUAUAAACGCGUUAAUGGUUUGCGAUUUCAAUAUGAACAUAACGUAUGUCGAUGCCAGAUAUCCAGGAGCCACACAUGAUGCCUUCAUAUGGAAUAAUGGUAGACUCAAGGAAAUUAUGUCGAAUAACGCAGGAGAAAACACAUGGCUUUUAGGUGAUAUUUUGAAGCACAACCUGUAGGAAGAUUCUGUAACCAGUUAGCAACAAUUUUCGGAUCGAUAUAGCAAGUUGCCGACGUGUGAUGAAUGUCGAAGUGUUGCUGCGAUAGCAACAAGUGAAUUGCAGAACCUGCCUGAUUGAAUCUUUAAAAUUACAUAUUGUUUAAUUGGUAUUCGUUAAGUUGAAUUUUCUUUCGUUUAAGUUCCGCCUCUAAAUUCAUAUUUUCUUUUAAUAGUU